Molecule: messenger RNA, 5944 nt
Organism: Equus quagga
Lineage: Eukaryota; Metazoa; Chordata; Mammalia; Perissodactyla; Equidae
Gene: SENP5
Product: SUMO specific peptidase 5
Exons: 11
Coding region: 404-2668 (754 amino acids)
Biological process (GO): protein desumoylation
Cellular component (GO): nucleus
Molecular function (GO): deSUMOylase activity
Source: RefSeq, a predicted model, not a curated record
GGCUCCAAGGGAAGCUGGGCGGCCGUGGCUGCUGCGAGCAGGCCGAGUACCGCCUCGCAGACGGGGCUUCCCUUAGUGCUGGCCAAGGCGGGGCCGCUGUCCCUGCGGCCGCAGUGUCUGGACCCGCAGCGGGGCAGGUGCCGGCAGCGAGGACCGUAGUCUGAGCUGUACAACGCAGAAGCCGAGAAAGCUAGCGCCCCCGGCUGCACCUCUUGAAGCUGGGGACAGAUUUGAGAGGAAGAGCGGCUCAUAGAGGUCCUCCAGCUCCUGCCGUCUUUGAAGUCAAGGGUUUUUAUUUGUUCGGUCAGUUGUGCUUCGUUUCUGCCUUUGGUUCCUUCCCCCACACUCUUGGGACCCUGUUCUAGUGAACCGCUGCACCCAGAUCUCAUUAUGCAUCAGAAAAAUGAAAAAACAGAGGAAAAGUCUAUGGAGGAAAGGAAUCCACUUAGCCUUUUCUGAGAAAUGGAACACUGGGUUUGGAGGCUUUAAGAAAUUCUACUUUCACCAACACUUGUGCAUUCUGAAAGCCAAGUUGGGAAGGCCAGUUACGUGGAGCAGGCACUUGAGGCAUUUCCAGUGCAGAAAGAAGGCCCUUCAAAUCCAGAAAACGUGGAUCCAGGAUGAACCGCUCUUUGCUAAGACAAACUCCAGUGUGGCUGCUCAAAAUGUUAGUACGUUGUCCUCUAAAGUGAAAAGAAAGGACGCUAAACACUUCAUUUCCUCCUCAAGGACCCUCCUGAAACUCGAAGCAGAAAAGUUGCUGUCAUCAGCCAAGAACUCUGACCAUGAAUACUGCGGAGAGAAAAGUUUCUUGAAGGCAGUUGCUGACUUGCCAGCAAAUAGUGUUUUAGGUCAGGCCAGUGGUCACAGACCUAGGACAGAGCCACAAGCUUCUGACUUUCCCAUGACGUUCAAUGGGGAGAGCCAAAGUCCAGGUGAGAGCGGCACGAUUGUAGUCACCUUGAGCAACCAUAAGAGAAAGCGCUUUUGUUAUGGCUGCUACCAAGGGCUGGAGCAACACGGGAAUGGGGGACCCCUGAUUCCAAAAAAGUUCCAACUUAGCCAACAUAGAAGAAUAAAAGUAUCUCCUCUUAUGAUGUAUGAGAAAUUAUCCAUGAUUAGAUUUCGGUACAGGAUUCUCAGAUCCCAGCACUUCAGAACAAAAAACAAAGUUUGCAAGCUAAAAAAAGCCCAGCAGAGCUGGGUGCAGGUCACUGGGGACCAUCAAGAGACCCUGAGGGAGAAAGGUGAGGGUGGCAGUUGCAGCCCAUUUCCUUCCCCAGAACCUAAAGACCCUUCUUGUCGGCAUCAACCAUACUUCCCAGAUAUGGACAGCAAUGCUGUGGUGAAGGGAACGAACUCUCAUGUGCCUGAUGGCCACACUAAAGGAAGCCCUUUCUUGGGCAAAGAGCUUAGUUUAGAUGAAGCAUUCCCUGACCAACAGAAUGGCAGUGCCACAUACUCCUGGGACCAGUCGCCCUGCUCCUCUCCUAAGUGGGAGCGUACAGAGCUGAUUCAUGACAUCCCUUUACCAGAAAACCAUUCUAGUAACACGUUUAUCUCGGAAACUGAAAGAGAACUUAUGACUCUGGGUCAGGAAAAUCGGACAAGUGUUGUGAAUGAUGACAGAGUAAAACUAUCCGUGUCUGGGACAGAUCAGUCUGUGAGUAGUGUAGACGGGCCUGUAUCCGAAGAGACUGUUCCAAAUGAGAGCUCCUGCCACAUGGAUGAGGAUGGAUCUCUCAAGCAGAACAUUCUUAGUUCUAAGUUGCUGGACCACCCUUACUGUAAAAGUCCACUGGAGGCUCCUCUGAUGUGCAGUGGACUCAAACUAGAGAAUCAAAUGGGAGGUGGGAAGAACAGUCAAAAAGCAUCUCCAGUGGAUGAUGAACAGCUGUCAAUCUGCCUUUCUGGAUUCUUAGAUGAGGUUAUGAAGAAGUAUGGCAGUUUGGUCCCACUCAGUGAAAAAGAUGUCCUUGGAAGAUUAAAAGAUGUCUUUAAUGAAGACUUUUCUAAUAGAAAACCAUUUAUCAAUAGGGAAAUAACAAACUAUCGGGCCAGACAUCAAAAAUGCAACUUCCGAAUCUUCUACAAUAAGCACAUGCUGGAUAUGGAUGAUCUAGCGACCCUGGAUGGUCAGAAUUGGCUGAAUGACCAGGUCAUUAAUAUGUAUGGUGAGCUGAUAAUGGAUGCAGUCCCAGACAAAGUUCACUUCUUCAACAGCUUUUUUCAUAGACAGCUGGUAACCAAAGGAUACAAUGGAGUAAAAAGAUGGACUAAAAAGGUGGAUUUGUUUAAAAAGAGUCUUCUGUUGAUUCCUAUUCACCUGGAAGUCCACUGGUCUCUCAUUACUGUGACACUCUCUAAUCGAAUUAUUUCAUUUUAUGAUUCCCAAGGCAUUCAUUUUAAGUUUUGUGUAGAGAAUAUAAGAAAGUAUUUGCUGACUGAAGCCAGAGAAAAAAAUAGACCUGAGUUUCUUCAGGGUUGGCAGACUGCUGUUACAAAGUGUAUUCCGCAACAGAAAAAUGACAGUGACUGUGGAGUCUUUGUGCUCCAGUACUGCAAGUGCCUCGCCUUAGAGCAGCCUUUCCAGUUUUCCCAAGAAGACAUGCCCCGAGUGCGGAAGAGGAUUUACAAGGAGCUAUGUGAGUGCCGGCUCAUGGACUGAAACUCAGCAGGGACUCUGGGAUGUCUGACCAAGUUGGAGCAGAUGGUUUGUUACUUGAAUCUCCAAACACUUAUUUGAAUUUUUACAGAUAUUUCACAUCAGUGGUGUUGGGCCACUAUUGUUACCUCAAAUUUAUUUUUUGCCCUUAUUCAUUUCUCUAGCUACCAUGUACUAUUUUUUAAUGUUCACUUUGGUUUCAUUUUUAUUUUUAUGGAUUCCGCGUGUUCCCCCCCCAUAUUUAAUAUUUAUUAUCCAAACGCAUGCAUAUAGACAGAGCAUGCAAUGCAGAGUAUUAAAAAAAAUGCCUAGUAGAUUUGGUGCAGCUUUUGAAACUUAGUUAGACGUGAACUGAAUGCAGGUUUAAAAUUUAAUCCCAGAACCUAAAAAUACAAGAUGUUUUUGAUACAACAUAACUCUGAGAAUAGUAGAUGUUCCCUGGGGCAUAAAGGGUAGCUUGGGGUGGUUCUGACAAAGCCAGUCCUGUUUUACUUCUACCAGCAGCACCUUUCACUGACUUCCCUCUCCAAGUGAGUCUUGGAGAGUGAGCUGCAUUCCUUUUGAAGGCUGAGAAGGAAGUGGCCAUAAACUGACUGGUGUGUUCUGUUUAUGGAGGCACACUUGUAGGCACAGUGCCUGCUUUGGGAAGAGUUGACUAAGGUUGAGAACAAGACAAUGAUCUUGAGGGUCUUGUUAUCUUAACACGAGAGAUUUCAAUCUUGGUUUUAAGAAUAAUUAUAAUAAAUGCCUAAAUCUUAUAAAUGCUAUUGCUGGAACAUUGAAUUCCCUAGAUUUUUCUGUUUUUGAUCCAUUAAAAAAUUAAUAUCCAUCAAACUAGUGGUCAAACAAAUGAGAAUUCGGCCUUUCUAAGAGUAAUAUACAAGUUGUCACUUCCUGUGUGUUGUCUUCCAUAUGGAAGAAAUUUAAGACUUGCCAAAUACCUUUCUAUUUCAAGGGUAUUUAAAAUACAAACAUUCAAAACUGAAGACUGACUUUAGGUCUUUUGCAGAUGGGUGGGGAGGAGAGAAGAGGAAAGGUUAAUAAAGAAAAGUUGAUUCUGCGUGAGUACAGCAGAUGCUUCCUCUUGUCUCUUUCGUGAUCUAGGAACAUACAGGGCUCCUGAUUUGGCUUCUGCUUGACCAACCCUGAGACUCCAGCACAGGGAGUCCUUCUUUUGCUUCUGUGGACCUCAUCUUGUAGGGAAAGGCAGAAGUAGCCCUGUCCUUACACUUAGCUGCAUUAGGACUAAAAGAAUGGAUUUUGCAUCUUUAAUCUAGCUUUUUGUGAUAUUUGAAAGGAAAGGAAAUAAGGAAAGAUGCAUGUUAAACUCCCAAAUUACCUUUUCUGAACUGGGGCAGGAAAAACAAUAAAUGUGUAUAUGAGAAACUCAGAAGCUUGUACAGAAAAAUAUCAAGUAAAUGGCAAAAGAUAUUUGGAUUUAUGCCUAGUUAGGUGUGGGGUGUUGGAAAUAAAAAGCUAAAGUAUGCAGUUUAACUUGGCCAUAAGGUGAGGCUGGCUGCCAGCAGUUGAGAGUGGAGUCAGGAUGUGUUUACAUGCAGGGUUCCCAUCCCCAGACAUUCCAAGCACCAACACCAGUGUUUACGUUGUAAACAGUCCCAGCACUUUCCUCAGUCCCCCAGACGCAGACUCCUUGGUAUAAAACCAGGUCAGUAUUUCUUGGUGUGCUUCAGGUUAUUAAAAAGACUGAGAUUAGAGGCACUUUAUGCUGCUACAGGUAGGGUUGUGUCAGCAUUAGGAAAGAUGACAAUUUAAAGUGGGGAGGAUGUCUUCUUGAGGUUUUCAGACAUAAUUCUGCAAACAUGAGAUUUUUCAAAUCUGUAUGUGAGACAUUUGCCUAACUUUUUUUUUUUUUUUGUAGCUAUAUGAAGUAGCCAGUAACUAGGCUAUCAAUUCAAAAUGUCUUACACUUUAGAGCUCCGUAUCUCACUUCCUCACUGACAGAACCAGGCAUGCGGACGAGACUGAAAGAACCGUGUUCUGGCAAGAAUCUCAAUGCCCAAAGUUUGAGUUGCCAUUUCCUCCAAUGUGAGAAAUGGUCAUCCUCUGAGCACUGAGGCAUGCAUGGAUGAACAUAGAGAACCUAAAAUGCGCUGUCCAAGUCUAGUUUCUCUUUUAUUACAGGGCACCUUGAGGUGCACUGUCCAGCAUGCUUUACCCUAAAUGUUAAGUACUUUUAAGUUUGGUUAAAAUGUCGCUCAUGACACUUGGUUUUAACACGGUCAUUUUCCCCCUCCUCUUGUGAUUAGGUGUAAACCUCUAUUCAGCCCAAGUCCUCCGUUAGAAUGGCCUUUGUCCUGAUGUUUGCAAUAAUUGCUUCCUUGCAACGAAGACAUUUUUGAAAUAUACUCUAGGCUGUUGGUAGAAGAGACAGGCAUUGUUUCACUGUCACUAGCUUGGCACUGAGUUGUUUUGAUGCCCACAAGAUGGGCAGACCUUAUGCUUUUUAGGGUUGAGUGCAGGCCUUGUACAAACUAAAAGCUACUUAUGAUGUGCCUUCAACAAGCUGCCCAGUCCUCUCCAUCAGCAAACUUACCAGUCUGUAGUUGCUUCUUUCCAGUGACUUUUCCUUUUCCUUUUGUUAAAUCUGUAGCAAUGAAUCUAGAUUUAAUUCAACUUUUAGUUAAGGUCUCUGAAGAAUCGUAGAGAACAAGCCUUCUCAUAAGGAAGGGAAAAGAAGCAGUUGCUGCCAGUAAUCCCCAAAUCACUUUUUUGGCUUUGCAUUGUAUUUUCUACUUAUCACUGAAUACUGGUAACACUGGUCAUCUUGAAUUCAUAGUUGGAACAAAACAAUAACAGACCUAACUGGGACACAGCCAGCACUAGCCUAAGUUGAGCUGCCCUUUUUCUCUAUGGUUGUGGUUCACUGCUUCCCUGGGUUAGAAGAGAGAACUGGGAGCUCUGAAUGGAUCAGAUCCUUCAGGCGAGAAACUGUAUUAAUAGUGUGAAUUAGAUAAGCUGACUGCCUGCUCUGUUUAAUCUGUUAAGAAACUGAACUAAUCAGCAGCUAUAAAGCACAUACUUUGUUAUGUGCAAGGCUGUGCCUCCUGGCCUGUAGAUAAUUAAGACGACCCAGGGAAUACCAUCAGAGAAUUGCUAACUGUAUUUGGGUGUUACAAAAGCAGACCUGGACAAGCUGUUCACUUAAAUGGUACCUUUUGGUCAGAAAAAGAAUUUAUUUAAAGAUUGUGAUGAUGUAAAAUUACUCAAACCUUCUAGCAAAAAUAUUUUUUUGAAAAAUAAACUAAAUGCCUUUAUAAA